GUCGGUAUUUAAAACAUGUGUAAAUUUUGCUGAGUGGAGCCAGUAUCAGAAUAAAGACGAAAAUGGCGUGCGCGGCGUCUGAAGCGAAGGCACAGGAGGAGGUUGCCAAGAAGGUGUUGAACGUUGUCGAGGAGCAGAUUGACGCCCAGCUGGAAAAGCUGAACAGGCUCGACGGCGACGAGUUGGAACUCCUGCGGCAGAAGAGACUGGAAACUCUGCGCACUGAGGAUAAACAGAAGCGAGACUGGCUGCGCCUUGGACACGGUGAAUACGACGAGGUCGAUGAAAGAGAGUUCUUCAACAUAACCAAAAAUUCAAAUGUUAUCGUCCAUUUCUACAAGCCUUCCAGUACAAGAUGUCAAAUACUAGACAAACAUCUGAAGGAGCUGACAAGAAAACACCUGGAAGCCAAGUUCAUCAAGAUGAACGUCGAGAAAUGUCCGUUCAUCACACUGCGUCUCAAUGUCUCCAUCAUCCCGACGAUCAUCCUGAUCAAGGAUAACGUGACGGUGGACAAGAUCGUCGGCUUCACCGACCUGGGGAACUGCGACAACUUUUCGACCGAGAUGCUAGAAUGGAGGCUAAGCCGUUUUGAAGUCAUCAAAUACGAUGAUGACAUGGGUUGUCCUCCAGAUUAUGCCAAGUCGAGGCAGAAGAUCAGGGUGAUUCCAAAGAAAGGUUCGAUAAGGGAAGAUAGCGACAGUUCCAGUGACUAGAUUCUGCAGCAUUUUUCUGCGGCGUACGCUUCCUUUUGCUAUAGUUCAUUAAAAAACGUUAAAUCACCA
Messenger RNA from Cimex lectularius (bed bug), 785 nucleotides. Its product is annotated as thioredoxin domain-containing protein 9-like. The transcript has 2 exons. Gene Ontology annotation, biological process: microtubule cytoskeleton organization. The record is from RefSeq and is a predicted model, not a curated record. Gene Ontology annotation, cellular component: cytoplasm. NCBI's taxonomy places the organism in Eukaryota, Metazoa, Arthropoda, Insecta, Hemiptera, Cimicidae. The coding region runs from base 63 to 716 and encodes 217 amino acids.